CUGGACUCAUGCAGUCGCUGGGGACGUGCCGCUCGCCGCGCUGUGUCACCUGCACGCGCAUAUGAACACACCUCUUCUUCUUCCUCUUCUUCCUCCGCGCGUGUAGCCGCUCAUGGAGUGUGACGGGACUCCGGGCGUCGCGUCCGUCAAGCGUCAGGCGGUGAAGCGGCACCAUCACAAACACAACCUCAAACACCGGUACGAGUUCCUGCAGACGCUCGGGACAGGCACGUACGGGCGCGUGAAGAAAGCCACGGACCGAUCCGGGACACCGGUGGCUGUAAAGUCGAUCCGUAAGGAGAAGAUCCGAGACGAGCAGGAGCUGAUCCACAUCCGGCGCGAGAUCGAGAUCAUGUCGUCUCUCGCUCAUCCUCACAUCAUCAGCAUCCACGAAGUGUUCGAGAACAAGGACAAGAUCGUGAUUGUGAUGGAGUACGCCAGUAAAGGAGAUCUGUACGACUACAUCUGUGACAAACAGCACCUCUCUGAGAGUCAGGCACGGAUCUUCUUCAGACAGAUCGUCUCUGCGGUUCAUUACUGCCACCGGAACGGGAUUGUUCAUCGUGACCUGAAGUUGGAGAACAUCUUGCUGGACGAUAACUGCAAUAUAAAAAUCGCUGACUUCGGGUUGUCAAACUUGUACCAAGGUGAUAGAUUCCUGCAGACGUACUGUGGCAGUCCUCUGUACGCUUCGCCUGAGAUUGUGAACGGCCGGCCGUACAGAGGACCCGAGGUGGACAGCUGGUCUCUGGGGGUGUUGCUCUACACCCUGAUCCAUGGAGCCAUGCCUUUCGACGGACACGACCACAAGAACUUGGUCCAGCAGAUCAGCACCGGAAACUACCGCAAACCCACCAAACCUUCUGAUGCGUGUGGUUUGAUCCGCUGGAUGUUGAUGGUAAACCCCGAGCGUAGAGCUACUUUGGAGGAGAUCGCGGGUCACUGGUGGCUCAACUGGGGCUAUCAGCUCCCUCUCCUGGCUCCGAGUGAACCUGCAGCUGUGCAUCAGGAGCCAGGACAAGCGGCUCGCAUCGCAGACUGGCUCCGCCGCACGUCUCGCCCUCUUCUGGAGAGCGGCUCUAAGAUGCGCUGCCUGCUGCGGACAGGUGGGGAACCGAUCCAGAGACAGCGCUCCAUACGCCGCUCAAGCAAAGAAAACAACGUCUCGCAGACCAUACAGGAAGCUCCUCGUCCGUCUAAAGGGAUUCUGAAGAAGCGGGGAAGUCUUAAACAGAGAGCGCCCGGGGACUCCCAGGCUACACCGUUGGAGGAGAAGAGCCAGAACACUUUGGCACCACCUGUUCUGCCUCCACCUCCUAAAGGCAUCCUGAAGAAGCCUUCGGAAGGCGAGUCCGGCUAUUACUCCUCUUCUCCGGUGAGCUCCGGACAGACUCUUGGGAACCCGUCACCGGUGCCGCACCGCAAGGGCAUCCUCAAACGCCACGGCAAGUUUUCCGGCGGCCUGGAGGAAUUCGGAUCGCUGGACCAGCUUGCUCCUUCCUUAGCGACAGUGGUCCACCGAUCCCGACCGAGCGGCGCGGUCAGCGAGGAUAGCAUCCUCUCCUCGGAGUCCUUCGACAGACUUGACCUACCUGACCGUGAGAUUCCCGUCGCUCCGAUGGAGCGUCCAGCAGCUGGACGCAGGAUGAGAGGAAGCGUGUCCGCUGACAAUCUCCUGGACUUGAGGGAAGAGUCUCAGUACCAGGGACACUGGGACAUGGCUUGCUACCGUGCAGGAGUGUCUGAUAGCGUCUUUUCAAUUUCUAACUGUGAAAACGUCACUCAGAUUUACAAACAAGCCUUGGGAGCAACUGCUAGCUGAAACGCACAGCGACUGUGAUGUUCAGAAUCUGUCAGAGAUUAAGCAACUCCAGUUGUGCUUGGAAAAGGGAACUGUUUGGUAGCAAGCAAUGUUCUGGAGCAUGGUUUAGAGGACAGGACGUCAUGCAUUUCAUUCUGGAAUCACAGUUGCAUUUGCAACAUGCAAAACAUUAUACUUUGUUUGAGGAAAGUGCCUUUUAUUUUGUCAGCUGCAUUGCUUCCAGUGAUUCUUUGAAAUGUCUGUGGUUUUUAAAUGACUUGUUUAGGGUGUCGGCUAACAAAAAAUUCCAAAGAUGACUCGUGAUUAAAUUUGUGAAUUUAAUUAGUUUUAAAGGUGAAUGCUGGUGGUAGACUGCAGAAAUCUCCAAGAACACGUGAACGACUUUACAACGUGACAUUAUCUGCUCAGAGUUCAGGAUGCAAUAAA
This is a messenger RNA of Carassius carassius (crucian carp), 2248 nucleotides long. Its product is annotated as NUAK family SNF1-like kinase 2. Gene Ontology annotation, biological process: intracellular signal transduction; protein phosphorylation; microtubule cytoskeleton organization. NCBI's taxonomy places the organism in Eukaryota, Metazoa, Chordata, Actinopteri, Cypriniformes, Cyprinidae. Gene Ontology annotation, cellular component: cytoplasm. Gene Ontology annotation, molecular function: ATP binding; tau-protein kinase activity; protein serine/threonine kinase activity. The record is from RefSeq and is a predicted model, not a curated record. The transcript has 6 exons. Bases 113 to 1822 code for a protein of 569 amino acids.